CACGGACGAGUACUAUAAGGCUCUCCCGCGAAGUACCCGAGAGCCUCGACAUGUGACGAACGAGUUGUAGUAAUUAGCCAUUGAUUCUCUGCGACUCCGAGUGUCGGUGUACAGUGUGUUUUUUCGACUUUUUUUAAAAAUUGUAUGUUGUUUUUGCUGCUGUGUUGAGUUCUCGUUGAGUUCCUUCUAUAUGAAGUCCGCGAGUGUCACCACCUCAACCGGGAGAUGAGACGACUCGGCCGAGGAGGAGGCAGCGGCGAGAUGCCUCCGAUCGUUAUCGUCAUCGGCACGCUCGUUCUGGCGCUGAACUUCGCCCAGAUCGCGGUACUCGCCCUGACCGCCGAGGAGAUCGAGGCCGAGCGCAGUGGCUGGAACGUCGACCCGGAGACGCAGUACCACAUCCAGACGGACGAGGGCCCCGAGCGCUACUUUCGCUUUCAGACGCUCAACGGCCAGUACCGUAAGGAGAAGCGCCUGCAGGACGGCACCGUCGUGGGCACCGAGGGAUGGCUCGAUCAGCUCGGCUUUCUGCGCAUCAAGGACUACAUCGCCGACGCCAAGGGCUUUCGCAUUCUCAAGUCAAAGAUGAUCUACGUAGGUAAAGAUCGGCCGAUUCAAGACGCCGUGUCGAUAUCGAAAACGAAGACGUCGUCGUCGUCCAGUGCGCAACAAUCGUCAUCGCAGCAGCAGCAGCGGCCCCGACGACCGGUCAAUCCAUUCAGACAACCCGAGUUGAAGGACUUUUCGAGCAACAGCAUAGAGUCGUCGAAGAGCUACGAAGCCUCAACGACGACUCCACUGAUAAUCACUCCCCCGCCGUCCAGGUCGAAAUCUCAGAUCGUCGCGGUGACCACCCUGCGGCCUCGGCCGUUCGCCCUGACGAGUGGCUAUCUGCCGGCUUACAAUAACCGCCAGAAUCAGCAGUAUCGUCGCCGCCAACAGCAGAAACCGGCUCUGCUGGUCGAGCCGCCGCCCUACCUGGACAUCGACCAGGAUCAGAAUCACUUGGCCAGUCAGCCGGCGCUGCAAGUACACGUGGUGCCACCGCCACCUCCGCCUCCAGCAGUGGUGGUACAGCCACAAGCUUCGUCACCUGGAUCCUUCAGGGGACACCGACGCUACAACGCGACGAUGAGCUCGCGCAGCGACACCGUCAAUUACAACAGGCCCGCUUCGUCGUCCAAUAACAAUUCUUACAGAUCGAGAUCGAGGCGGCCGUCGUUUUACAACAGUCGUCAAUCCACGUCGACGACGACGACUACUACCACCACCACCGCUGCUCCGGUCGCCGUCCGAGAGUACGAGUUCCCCAGCUACGACGGAGUCGCCAGCAGCGCCGAGAUCACCAGCAACAACAACAAUAAUAACGGCUUCCAGUAUUACCUGAAGAAGCAGUACCAUGAGGAGGAGCGACAGAGUCCCGACAAGGCGGUCGGCUCCUACGGCUACGUCGAUCCGUUCGGCAUACGCCGAGUCGUCUACUACAAGGCCGACGGUCAGAACGGCUUUCAGCAUCGGAAAAACAAUCGUUACGUGGGACACGACGCUCAGCCCUACGAUCCCCAGCCCAUCGCCGCCGAACAGGCGAUAGACUGAGCGAUCGGAUCGGAUCUGUCUAUGUAUGAACUCGCGUGUGUGUGGGUGUGUGUACAAAAUCUUGCCAUAAUUAACGAAAUCGUUGGGCACAGCCAAAGUUGCCAUUCGUAAACGAGCGGAUGAAUGA
Trichogramma pretiosum is the source of this 1723-nucleotide messenger RNA. Its product is annotated as nuclear transcription factor Y subunit gamma. The record is from RefSeq and is a predicted model, not a curated record. Gene Ontology annotation, molecular function: structural constituent of chitin-based larval cuticle. Bases 226 to 1596 code for a protein of 456 amino acids. Gene Ontology annotation, cellular component: chitin-based extracellular matrix. Lineage: Eukaryota; Metazoa; Arthropoda; Insecta; Hymenoptera; Trichogrammatidae. The transcript has 5 exons.